CCAUUCUGAGAUCUAUCGCCGGAGGGGAAGAAGGAUGAAAUACACAGGUCUCUGUUGUAUGUGGAGACUAGAUCAGGAAGCUGAGGUGGGAUGCAGAGCAAACAACUGGGAAGGUUGGGAGUCAGGGAGGGAACGGGACAUGAAUUAGUCAAGAAAACCCCAAUGAGAGAAUACAGUCUGGCAAAGCAUGGGGGUUCAGGGUUGAGGCUAAUAGUAAAUUGAUGGGCACUAGAAGAAAUUUAGACAGAGAUGCUUAGGUUUCUUAAGGCACAGGAACUGAAGAUGUGCAAAGGAGAGGCUGUUGGCAGUACUUGUGAGCACAGUGAUAGCAGUGAGGUGACAGUUAAUGACCCGUGGGGUGGUCCCAGCCAUAACUGGCAUAAUAGAUAUUCAGUAAAUAUUUAUAAAGCCAGAAGGGACUAUUCCUCCACAGAUAAUAUGGAGGAAAGGGAUGAGAUACUAGAGUUCUGAAGAGCUGUUAGUAAUGCCUAGGUUCCCUUCUGGGAGAGGAUGGGGCUGGUGCCUAAGAGAUGCCGGAUCCCUUAGAAGUACAAAGCCCAAGAGAGGCUUGUACCACGGAGGGACGUGGUAGCAUAGACCAGAGUAGGAAACCUACUCCUUUAAUCCUGGAGAUCUAAGGGAUUCCCCGGAAGUCUACCAGAUUUCCCCACCACUGCACACUCCUGGACUGUUUCUCUCACCUGCACCUCCAUCUCUGCCCACUGGGGGGCGGGGCUCGAGGACAAGGCUGGUGGCUGCUCUGAUGCCUCGAGAGCCAUCAGUUCCUACCAGACUCGCUGCUCGGGUGUGGUCUUAGCUUAUGGCCGGAAACAGGCCCUCAGACUUCUCCCCACUGCCAGGCAGUGGUAGGGGCGGGCCCAGAGGGCCAAUGCCAGUGCGGGUUGGUGCUCCGAUCUGGUUGAGUGCCCAGGCCGUUCCCAGCAUGCUGAUGAUCCGACCAGGGAUCAGCCCAGGCCCUGAGGGGUGGGAGGUGCCCCUGGGUCCACGACCCUACGGAUUCUACAGUGGGAUGGCACCCCACAGGCCCAGGGUCGGAGCUGGUGAGGCUGGGCCCCGGUUCCGGAGCCCCUCGGAGGGCGCCUUCCGGAGACCCUACAUGGUCCUGCAAUGCACCCCAAGUUUGGUGCUGCCAGAGGACGUCUCGAAGGUAGAGAAAGAGAUGGAGCAGCUGGCCAAAGAGCUGAGGCAAAAGAGGAUGGCCCUGGGGUAUUCACAGGCCGACGUGGGGUUCGCCAUGGGGGCUCUUUUUGGAAGAGUGCUUAGCCAGACAACCAUCUGCCGCUUCGAGUCCCAGCAGCUCAGCCUCGCCAACAUGUGGAAGCUGCGGCCACUACUGAAAAUGUGGCUGGAGGAGGUGGACACCAAGAACUUUCUGGGCAUACGCAAAAUGGAGAUGAUCCUGCGGCAGGCUCGGAAGCAGAGACGGGCAAACAGGGAGAAUCGCAUCCGAAACAACCUGGAGCAACUCUUCUUGCAGUGCCCGAAGCCCACACCCCAGCAAAUCAGCUGCAUCGCUGACCAGCUCCGGCUGCAGAAGGAGCUGGUCCAAGUUUGGUUCCAUAACCGGAUCAAGAUGGAUCGUCAGCCAACCAUUGAUUUCUCCCCACCGGCGGAUGUGGGGGCAGCCGGGCCUCCUUUCCCAGGGGGACCAGUGUGCUUUCCCCUGGCAUCAGGGAUCCAUUUUGGUGCCCCGCACUACGAAGAGCCCUACUUUAUACCCAUGUAUUCCCCUACCCCUUUCCCUGUGUCAGGGACCUUCCUCUCUGCCCGAGUCAACGCUCAGGGCCACCCCAGGCUUUCAAACUGAGGGGCUGUGCCCUUCUGGGAAGGGUUGAACUGGGAAAAUGGGUCCCUGUGAUUCAUUUCAGGGCUGUUAACAUUAAGAGCUCCAUUCACCGUCUAAAUAAGUUAAGAAUACCUAAGGGAUGAGUUGGGAGUUGUUUAGGAAAUUCCGGGGAGGGAAGUUGAAGUUUAUUAAUUCCAUUGUUUUUACCUACCAUUGGUUUUAAGUCACAUUACAAUACAUAUAUGGUUUCAGAUAUUUUGUUUCUUUUUUUAAAUUCAUUAGAAAUUGUGUCUAUUAUUCCUUGUGGUUAUCAGUAAACAUAGGGAUUUUUUUUUCUUAUAAACACAAUAUUGAGUGAAACCUCAAGUCACAGAAGAUUAUUUCAGUACACCAUUUUUUAUCAAAACCCAGUAGAACUUUAUAUAAAUACAAACAUGGGUUCCAAGAUAAUAGUAACCUCUGUGGGAAAGUGUGAGGUUGGGAUAGGCAGGAGUACACAAAACCUACCCAGAGCCCUUGAUAAAAUGCAAGAGUUUUCUUGUUCUCCUCCCUUUCGUGAAAGAGGCGUUUGUUUGUUUGUUUCUAAUUCACCUUCUCAUUUAGAGUGCUCAAUUUUGUGUGGAGGUCUCAGUCCAGCUCUCCACCUUAAGGAAUCCCACUGGUGUAUCUCCCGACCUGCCACAGUCACUGUAUUUGGAAUCCCUUUGUUACUGAGGUUGAAAUGCUAGAGGGCGCUAGCUCAGCCCCCAGCUCCAGCUUGCUUCUCUGGUUUUCAGCUGUUUGUUUUAUUACCUGUUUGUUUUAUUUCCCUUAUUACUUUUGAACUCAGAUAUGCUUCUUAAAGAAUAUCUGCAGUGGUUAAGUCAACAUACCCUGGUGGCUGGUCUGGUGGUUCAUCCUCUGCCACUUUUCCAGUCUUUUCUAUGAAAUCGAUCUUUUCUAGUUUUCUACUUCUGCAGUGGUGAACUUUGGUUAUCAUAUACUAAAUAGAAAUAAUUAAUUCUUCUGUGUUUGUACCUCUGCUGCUGUAAACCUGCAUGUAAUAUUGGUUGCUUUAUAAUUCCAUCACUAAAUAUUAUGUCUGAGUUUAUGUCUUCUAUGU
This is a messenger RNA of Mustela lutreola (European mink), 2909 nucleotides long. RefSeq names its product POU domain class 5, transcription factor 2 (gene POU5F2). Lineage: Eukaryota; Metazoa; Chordata; Mammalia; Carnivora; Mustelidae. Gene Ontology annotation, biological process: regulation of transcription by RNA polymerase II. The transcript has a single exon. The coding region runs from base 821 to 1828 and encodes 335 amino acids. Gene Ontology annotation, molecular function: RNA polymerase II cis-regulatory region sequence-specific DNA binding; DNA-binding transcription factor activity, RNA polymerase II-specific. The record is from RefSeq and is a predicted model, not a curated record.